AUGAAGAUGUUAACCAAGUUUGAGUCCAAAUCAUCGAGGGCUAAGGGAGUGGCAUUCCAUCCCAAAAGGCCUUGGUGUUUGGUCUCGUUACACUCGUCUACUAUACAGUUAUGGGACUAUAGAAUGGGUACAUUGAUUGAUCGAUUUGAAGAUCACGUUGGACCAGUAAGAAGCAUUGUUUUCCAUCCAACACAGCCGUUGUUUGUCUCUGGUGGAGACGAUUACUCAAUCAAAGUGUGGUCUUUAACUACACGCAAAUGUUUAUUUACCUUGAGUGGACAUUUGGACUAUGUGCGUGGGGUUUCAUUCCAUCACGAUUUGCCGUGGAUUCUCAGUUGUUCAGAUGACCAAACAAUUAGGAUUUGGAAUUGGCAAAAUAGGCAGGAAAUAGCUUGUUUGACCGGCCACAACCAUUACGUUAUGAGUGCCCAAUUCCACCCUUCGGAAGAUUUGAUAGUUUCAGCAAGUUUGGAUCAAACUGUAAGAGUAUGGGAUAUUUCGGGCUUGAGGAAAAAACACUCUGCUCCAGCUUCGUCGGUUAGGUCUUUUGAGGACCAAAUACAAAGACAACAAUUGCCCCAACAAGAUAUAUUUGGCAAUAUCAAUGCUGUUGUCAAGUAUGUUUUGGAAGGUCACGACAAGGGGGUCAAUUUUGCCGCUUUCCACCCAACAUUACCUUUGAUUGUUUCUGCUGGCGAUGACAGAUUGGUCAAAUUGUGGAGAAUGAGCGAUACAAAAGCUUGGGAAGUUGAUACAUGUAGAGGCCACACUGGUAAUGUUUUAAGCGCUAUUUUCCAUCCACACCAAGAUAUGAUUUUGUCUGUUUCAGAUGAUAAGACAAUCAGAGUAUGGGAUUUGAACAAGCGUGUUCCCAUUAAGCAAUUCAGAAGAGAGCACGAUAGAUUCUGGCUCAUUGCAAGUCACCCUACUAUCAAUCUUUUUGCCGCAUGUCAUGAUUCCGGAGUCAUGGUUUUCAAAUUGGAAAGAGAAAGACCAGCUCAUGCACUUUUCCAAAACAAAUUAUUUUAUGUAAAUGGAGAGAAACAAGUGCAAGCAUUUGAUUUCCAAAAACAAGAGAGCAGUUUGCCAAUGUUGUCUUUGAAGAAAAUUGGAAAAGCUUGGUCGUUUAUGAGAACAUUGUCUUAUAACCAAAGUGAAAACUCCAUCUUGGUUGUUCACGGUGAAGGUGAUAACUCCAACUAUGCUUUGAUAACCUUGCCCAAACAUGCCACGGGAGCAAUUGAACCAACUGAUGUUAGACAGGGUGAAGCUAAUUUUGCCACUUUUAUAUCACGCAAUCGUUUUGUUACAUUUAUCAAGUCAUCAAAGAUCUUGCAUGUGAAAGAUUUGAGCAAUAAUAUUACAAAAACUAUUCAAUUGGACCUGUCUGUAACGGAUGUUUUAUACGGAGGCCCCGGUCGUGUUUUGUUAGUUAAAGCACAUACCGUGAUCAAUUAUGAUGUACAACAGCGUAAGGAAUUGGCAGAACUUAGUGUUAAUAAUGUAAAAUAUGUGUGCUGGUCAUCCGAUGGACAAUAUUUGGCUCUUUUGGCAAAGCAUACGAUUACAAUUGCUACUAAGGAUUUAGAGUUGGUCACUUCCAUGCAUGAAACUAUCAGAAUCAAGAGUGCUGCAUGGGACGAUUCAGGGGUUUUGUUGUACUCAACUUUAAAUCACAUCAAAUACACUUUGUUGAAUGGUGAUAAUGGUAUCAUCAAAACUUUGGAGAACACUGUUUACAUUACUAAAGUUACGGGCAAUUUGGUAUAUUGCUUGAACCGCGCAGGCCAAGUUGAAAUAAUCAAGAUUGAUCCAACUGAGUAUAGAUUCAAGCGUGCUUUAGUCAACAAAAAUUUCAGCGAAGUUUUGAGAUUGAUCAAAACUUCCACUUUGGUGGGCCAAAAUAUCAUUGCCUACUUGCAGAAAAAAGGGUUUGCCGAUGUUGCUUUACACUUUGUUCAAGAUCCAGAAACCAGAUUUGACUUGGCUUUAGAGUGCAGUAACUUACCAGUGGCAUUAGAACAAGCAAAGAUUUUGAAUGAUACUAAAAUUUGGGAAAAGUUGGGUGAAGAGGCUUUGUUACAGGGAAACAUUGAAGUUGUUGAGUUUGUUUACCAGCAAUUGCAUUUAUUUGAGAAGUUGUCCUUUUUGUAUUUGUUCAAAGGUGAUAAGGAAAGGUUAAACAAGAUGACUACAAUUGCCGAGCAUAGAGGCAAUUUGUCUGCAGUAGUGCAAAACACAUUAUACAAUAAAGAUGUGCAAAAGAGAUGUGAGAUUUAUGUACAAAGUGGGAUGCUUCCAUUAGCCUACACCUUGGCAAAGUCUAAUGGAUUGACCCAAUUUGCAGCUCAAAUUUUGGAGGAAGCUGGUGUUUCUGAAAAAGAUGUUGAACUACCAGAGUUGGGUGAAACUAUUCCUGUACCGCAGCCAAUUGCUGAUCCCAUCGCCAAUUGGCCCUUGAAGGAGUCUUCUUUAUCCUUUUUUGAGAGCGCAUUGCUCACAGGUAAAGUAGAGAAUUUGAACGUUACAGAAAAGGAUGAAAAGGAUGUUGGGGUGUUGUCAUCUGAGCAAAGUCAUACUGCUGCUCUAGAGUUUGAAGAUGAAGAGCAAGAAGAUGGCGAAGAUGGUGGUGCUUGGGAACUUGACGACGAGUUUAACAUUGAUGAUGAGGAAUUGUUGCAGGGAAACGAAGAAGAAGCCCUCAAUGUUGUACCUGGUGCAGUAUCAGGAGAGAGUGAAAUUGGAGAUUGGUUGCGUAAUGCUAAAACUCCUGCAACUUAUAUUGCUGCUGGCGCAAUGGAGCAAGCGGCUUUAUUAUUGAACAAGCAAGUUGGUGUUACAAAUUUUGAGCCACUACGUCAAAGAUUUUUGCAAGUACAUGGAGCUUCAAAAUUGUACCUUCCAGGAGCUGACGAUCUACCUGCCAUGAAAACUUUUAUUCGAGAAGAUUGUGAUGAAGAAGAUCCAAGUAAGAUAAGACCAGUCAUACCUGGAUACGAUACCUUGGAAGAACAAUUGUCAGUGGCUUUCAAACAAUUCAAAGCAAACAAUCUAGAAGAAGCAAUUAAGACCUUCAAGUCUGUUAUCUACACUAUUACUGUUUUGAAUGUUAAUGACGAAGAAGCCGAAACAAAAUGCCACGAAAUGUUGGUAUUGUGUCGAGAGUAUAUUCUUGGACUAAGUAUCGAAUUGGCUCGUCGUGCAUUGCCACCUACUGAUGUCAAACGAAACUUGGAAUUAGCCUCAUAUUUCACAAAAGUGCAAUUGCAGCUGGCACAUAAGCUUAAUGCUUUAAACGUUGCCAUGACGCAGUCGUUCAAGAACAAGAAUUAUGCUAGUGCAUCCUACUUUGCCCAAGAGUUUUUGAAAAUAUCCAGCUCGGGUCCGAGGGCAGAGCAAGCCAAUAAACUAAAAGCAAAGGCAGACGCAAUUGCAAGCGAUUCUGUAGAAAUCGAUUUCGAUCCUUAUGCUGAUUUCAGUAUAUGUUGCGGCAGUUUCACCCCCAUCUACAAAGGAGAACUGAGCGUUAGUGAAGCUCUAGUAGGCGCAAAGUACAAACCACAGUUUAAAGGUCAAUUAAGUGAGAUUACUGGCAUCACCUCAAUUGGAGUGCCUGCGUCUGGAUUACGUAUCAGAGUAUAA
Molecule: messenger RNA, 3642 nt
Organism: Lodderomyces oxycetoniae
Lineage: Eukaryota; Fungi; Ascomycota; Pichiomycetes; Serinales; Debaryomycetaceae
Product: coatomer subunit alpha
Exons: 1
Coding region: 1-3642 (1213 amino acids)
Biological process (GO): endoplasmic reticulum to Golgi vesicle-mediated transport; retrograde vesicle-mediated transport, Golgi to endoplasmic reticulum; intra-Golgi vesicle-mediated transport
Cellular component (GO): COPI vesicle coat
Molecular function (GO): protein binding; structural molecule activity
Source: RefSeq, a predicted model, not a curated record